Messenger RNA from Penicillium alfredii, 1242 nucleotides. RefSeq names its product type I HSP40 co-chaperone YDJ1. The transcript is spliced from 4 exons. NCBI's taxonomy places the organism in Eukaryota, Fungi, Ascomycota, Eurotiomycetes, Eurotiales, Aspergillaceae. Gene Ontology annotation, molecular function: Hsp70 protein binding; ATP binding. The record is from RefSeq and is a predicted model, not a curated record. Gene Ontology annotation, cellular component: cytoplasm; nucleus; cytosol. The coding region runs from base 1 to 1242 and encodes 413 amino acids. Gene Ontology annotation, biological process: protein refolding; response to heat.
AUGGUCAAGGACACCAAAUUCUACGACUGCCUGGGGGUUCCUGCCACGGCCUCUGAUGCCCAACUGAAGACUGCCUACAAAAAGGGUGCUCUCAAGUAUCACCCUGACAAGAAUGCCGAUAACCCCGAGGCGGCCGAGAAGUUCAAGGAACUGUCGCACGCCUACGAGACUCUGUCCGACCCGGAGAAGCGACAAGUCUACGACCAAUUUGGUGAGGAGGGUCUGGAGAAUGGCGGUGCCGGUGGUGGCAUGAACGCCGAGGAUCUGUUCUCGCAGUUCUUCGGCGGCGGCGGUGCCUUCGGCGGGAUGUUCGGCGGCGGCAUGCGCGACACGGGCCCCAAGAAGGCCCGCACCAUCCACCAUGUUCACAAGGUCAACCUGGAAGAUAUCUACCGGGGCAAGGUCUCGAAGCUGGCACUGCAAAAAUCCGUCAUUUGUCCCGGCUGUGAUGGCCGCGGUGGCAAGGAGGGUGCAGUUAAGGAGUGCUCGGGCUGCAACGGGUCUGGUAUGAAGACGAUGAUGCGCCAGAUGGGUCCGAUGAUCCAGCGCUUCCAGACGGUGUGCCCGGAUUGUAACGGGGAGGGCGAGAUUGUCCGCGAGAAGGACCGCUGCAAGCGUUGCACCGGCAAGAAGACCGUGGUGGAGCGCAAGGUGCUGCACGUCCACGUGGACAAGGGAGUGCGUGACGGCCACAAGAUCGAGUUCCGCGGCGAGGGUGACCAGAUGCCUGGUGUUUUGCCUGGUGACGUCGUGUUCGAGAUCGAGCAGAAGCCCCACCCUCGAUUCCAGCGCAAGGGUGACGACCUGUUCUUCCACUCCGAGAUCGAUUUGUUGACCGCACUGGGCGGUGGCACCAUCCACAUUGAGCACCUCGAUGAGCGGUGGUUGACCGUCAACAUUGCUCCGGGCGAGGUCAUUACUCCUGAUGCCAUCAAGGUCAUUGCCGGCCAGGGUAUGCCAUCGUUCCGCCACCACGACCACGGCAACCUCUACAUCAAGUUCGACGUCAAGUUCCCCGAGAAGGACCAGCUGCAGAAUCUGGAGCUCCUGGAGAAGGUGCUGCCGCCGCGCCUUCAGCAGACCCAGCCCCCGGCCGAUGCCAUGGUGGAGGACUUUGAAUUGCAGAGCAUCGAUGCCAGCGAAGGUUCCCAGGCUCGCGCCCACGGUGCUGCUUCGGGUAUGGACGAGGACGAUGAUGAUGUACCGCCGGGUGCCGAGCGGGUGCAGUGCGCUUCGCAGUAA